AUGCUUGCAGUCGACCCAUCCAGACAGCACCCUUCCUACUUUGAACCGCUUACGAUGGAUUCUGCCGUUGUUGACCCCUUCGCUUACCAUGUCGAUCACUUGAACUAUAACUCUUCCCGUGUCCCUCACUACUACGAUACCCCGGGCCUCUACACCGAGUCAGCCUCUGAUAUCAAGGCUCCGGGCUUUCCUUCCAUGCCCGUCACUCCUCCUUCAAUCCCUAUCUCUCAGUCGGCCGACCCUCACAUGUCGGGCCUUUCCACUGGACCUUCCAUUGCAAGCGCUUCCUCCUCUGCUGUCGGCUCCCCAUACUCGGGAACCAUUCACGCUUUCCAGGACAACUGGGUUCACACCAGCAACGGCAUGGGACAUCCCGGGGCUGUCAUGGACGAGUUCUUUCCUAAUGACUAUGCCGCGGGCACCCUGGACGCCGAAGGAGCUUACCAGAAGGACCAAGAGGAAUUUGUCGCCCUCUCCCUGAUUGAGCCCAUGCAAAAUCAAACCCAUCUUUCUCCCCCUACCUUUUCAUACCCUGAGCAGUCCAACUACAUGGGCUUCUUGCCCCAGCCCUCCCAGACCCCCGAGGCAUCCCCCGUCCCGAUGCCUGAAAGCUACCCCGCCGAACAACCUUCUUUGGAACAGCCAAGGGAGGUAUCUGUUUCAUCGCCCGCCCCAGCUGCGGUCAGGGAAUCAUCGGUCUUAUCGACCCAUUCCCGCCGAUCUCCACACAGCCCUGCUGCGAGCAGCGCUGUGAGCAAUGACGAGCAGAAAGGACAGGGCUUUUGCCCGAUUGCCGAGUGUGGAAAGUUUUUCAAGGACUUGAAGACGCACAUGGUCACACAUCGAUCCGAAAGGCCUCAAAAGUGCCCUCGGACCGAUUGCUCCUUCCAUACCAAGGGUUUCGCCCGCAAGUAUGAUAAGAACCGUCACAUCUUCACCCACUACAAAGGAACCCUGGUGUGCUGCUUCUGCCCCGGAUCUGGCACCCCGGCCGAAAAGACUUUCAACAGACUCGAUAUCUUCAGGCGUCACUUGACUGCUGUGCAUAAUGCGGAACAGACGCCCUCCAACGGCCGCAAGAGGAGUCCAAAUGGAUCGACCAAGAAAUCCACCGUGCAGUCUAGUCAGGCAACUGGCAAGUGCACAACUUGCUUUGUUACUUUCAAGAAUGCACAAGAUUUUCAUGAUCACUUGGACGACUGUGUCUUCCGAUAUGUACAGCUCCAGCAGCCCAGUGAAGCUAUCAACCAGCAACGACUGGCAGAAGUAGCCUCGGAUGAAGAGGUCAAGAAAACCUUGGAAAAACACAAUCUACCUGACACGGCUGGCUCCGUUGAUCAGUUUUACGACGAAGACGAUGAAAAUAACGAUGACGACUUGAACGACCCAACCAUUCUCAGCAAUAGAUCGGGCAAAGGAUCCCUGAAGUCCACCAAGGGGAAGCCAAACGCUACCUUCCGUCCCAUCAAGGGAAACAACAAUGCCAUCUCCAAAAAGGGCAAAGCGCUUCCAACCGCAUCGAAACGUCGGAGUAACCGUGAUCACUACCCUCAGUCUUGGGGCUGCCCUCGCGCGAGCAUGAAGAUCAAGAAGCGGGUUCUCUGCGUUUUCGACGGUAAGCGCCGUCUGUGCAAGGAUGACAUGAUGCUUGAUAAUGAGUUCGAAGUUCGAGUCAAGCUUCCCGGUGGUGCUGGAGACGGCACCGCCCGUGAAGCAUAUGUCACCGACUUGGAUGUUGAAACAAUGAAGCGUGCCGAAGGCAUCUUCAGCGCGACUGACGAGGAGCGAGGUCCUUGGCUGGAUAGAUCUUCCAACCAACUCAUUGGACGACCAGCAGUCCCACUGCCCAAUAUCUCUCCGGACAUUGAUGAAUUGAUGUCCUGA
Messenger RNA from Aspergillus wentii DTO 134E9, 1884 nucleotides. RefSeq names its product putative C2H2 finger domain protein (gene zfpA). Lineage: Eukaryota; Fungi; Ascomycota; Eurotiomycetes; Eurotiales; Aspergillaceae. The record is from RefSeq and is a predicted model, not a curated record. Bases 1 to 1884 code for a protein of 627 amino acids. The transcript is spliced from 2 exons.